Daucus carota subsp. sativus is the source of this 1630-nucleotide messenger RNA. RefSeq lists its product as uncharacterized. NCBI's taxonomy places the organism in Eukaryota, Viridiplantae, Streptophyta, Magnoliopsida, Apiales, Apiaceae. The transcript has 5 exons. The record is from RefSeq and is a predicted model, not a curated record. Bases 216 to 1484 code for a protein of 422 amino acids.
GGAGGAGGAACCGGUGAGAAGAGUUGUGAGGAUGCCACGGUCACAUUCAUGCGGCAUUUUUGGAGCUAAGAUACCAACAAGACCUCGACGGAUCAAUAUCUCCGAUGGACAGUAAGUAUAUUUUUUUAUAUGUUGUGUUUUGUAGUGAUUUGUAAUGAUUAAUAUAUAUAGUGUGCGUUAGUUAUUAAUAAUUUGUUCACGAGUUUAUAUUUAUAAUGUUCUUAUAUAGUAUUGAAGAUAAUGAGGCAAAAAAGACUUUGCUUGCGAUUAUUCGGGCAAGAUGGCCUUUGGGUAAAUACACGUUUAGUGACAUAGACGCGGCUUACCCAAAGUGGCUCGGUCUAAGGGUUGAGGAGUUUCUAAAAUAUUAUAGGCAAUUGAAAGGUCAAAGCCGUUCAAAAGCCAAAGCUAUCAUUGAAGAUCACAUAAAGGUCACAAUCAAAAGGACCAUGAAUGAAUUGAAGAGGAGGAUCGAGAGGAAGUCAAGGGAGGAAGGGGUUUCGAAGUUGGCUUUGAAACCGGAAUAUUGGAAUAUCAUUUUUUGGAAAGAUCUUCUCAAGUAUUGGGACACGGAUGAAGGCCACUUGCAUAGGUCGGAAGUUGGAGCUGCUAAUCGGCAACGCGUGGAAAGGUUGCAUAGCGCGGGUGCUCGCUCCUUCAACCGUGUGCGCGAGAACAUGAAAAAUAAAUUGUCUAAAAGUCCGACAAAGCUUGAGGUGUGGGAUGAAUGCCACACUAGGAUCGGCUCCACUCCCGAGAGCCGGAUAUAUACUACCCCCGCCGCUAUGCGCAUUGCGGAACGAUAUGCCUCGAUUCUUGAGCGUAUGCCGGUGGAGGUUACUCAAGCGGGGGAGCGGGAUGAGCCUUGGGAUUGGUGGAUGGAAGCAAUGGAGGUUCCCCAAGGCGAGAGGCCAAAAAAGAAUUAUGUUGUGGGGUUCCCCAAAGCUCGAGCUAGUGAUUUGAUCCCAACACUAGCCACGCGCUAUAGGGAUUCCACCCGUGGCGGCGCCGGCUCAUCCUCAUCCGCUCCAACACAAAAUCCAGUGGUUCCCGAUUCCAUCUUCCUCCCGAUUGUCCGCAAUGUGCUCAAUGAAACCCGUGCCAAUCCUCUGCAAUUUGCUCGUCGCCUAUCGGAUGAGGAGAUAACAACCUUUGCACGCACAGCCCUCGAGGCGUCCGAUCCAGCCGCUGACCCGGCUCGGAGGGCGGAAUGGAAUAACCUUCUUGGCGGCGAGGUUGUGCAUAUUGUAGGGACAUUGCUCGAGGAUGUCCUCCAAAAAAUGGAUGCUCGUGCUAAAAUGGCAACUGCGCAAGAGGGAGAGAAAGAUUACACGGAUGUGGACGAGGACACGGAUGAAAACACGGAUGAUGAGGGUGAGGGUGAAGCCGGUGGCGAAGGUGGUGGGGAAGGCGGUGGUGAAGGCGGUGGUGAAGAUGGUGGCGAAGGCGAUGGUGAAUCAUCCGAUGUUUCUUUGACCGAUUAGUGUAAUUUAUAAUUUAAUUUUAACGGAUGGUAUAUAUUAAGACAAUGGUUGGAUUUGGAUUGUGGUGAAUGUUUGUGUUUUGAAUGUUUGGAUUUGGAUUUGUAAUUAGAAUGUUUGAAUUUGUAAAUAGAAUGUUUGGAUUUGGG